CUCACCUUCUAAUUUUGAUUCUUUCUUGGAGGUUAUUGGUGUCUACUUGAUGGAGUUUGUUGUUACUGGGAACUUAAGUAGUUUGAUUGUGAGAAUUUUUGCUGAAUUUUGUGUUUUUGAGUUGGCAUUUGAUAAAAUUAGGAUUUUGGUUACGAAUUAUACAUCGCCAUUUGGCUAAUUGUAUAUAUGCUAAAGUUGUAGAUUUUCAGAAAAUGUUAUCAAUUGAUUUCCACAUGGAUUUAGUGGAUGAAAUUAUAUGAAGUUGAAAGAAUUCUAGACUAAUAUAAAAUUUCUGAGAAGUCAUGGAUUAGCAACCUGAAAGUAAUUUGAUUGGUUAAACAGAGGCACAAGUGAUUUUCUUGCCAUUCUUUUCGUGAUGGCUUGGUCUUGAGAGGAAAAGAGACUAUGAUCCUGUAUGAGUCAUUUUAGUGCAAAUCCUGUCCAGAUAAUUUACACAGUGUUGGAAAUGCACUAUGAGGUACUCUGAUGAAAGGUAAAAUUCAUAAAACUUAGUUGGUGGUUAGGUUGAAUUCAUAGAGACACCAAAAAAGUGGUCUUGCCAGUUUUGUGAUGGUGACAUAUUGAGUUAAACUUUAUGUUUCGAAAUUUAAAUAUCUUUUCAGACUAUCAAAAUUCCCAAAUAUACGUUAGUAAUGCAGAUAUGCAAUUCUCAUGAAGAUCAAUCUAUCUAUUGAUACAUUUUUAAAUGAAAUCUAAAUUGCAUGAAAAUUUAGGAGUUCAACCCUAGCUUGACUUUCAGUUGACUAUUUUGAUUAGCUCCUCAUUGAGACAUGUUAACGGAAGGCACUUUCUACUUGUGUUGAAUCAAUGCAUAGACAUGUUCAUAGUAUUACUAUGAGAAGAGUUUUAGUAGAGGGACAUCCUAUCCAGUUCAUUAUUUUCAAUAUAUGGCAGUCAAUGUAAACUAUAAAGUGCCAUCAUUAGUUUGUUUUGCUUGUAGCCAACAAGGAUUAUGAAUGCGAAGAUGGUGAUGGGAGAUUAUCUAUGAAGUAAUGAGAAUCAUUUUCUUAGAAAUUAGCUACAUUGUUUAACAUGAAAUACACAACAAUAGGGAUAAUUUAAUAGUCUUAUGAACCAUCAUUUUAUUUAGCUCAUGAGUGCUGAUAUGUAUCUUGUUUUCCUUCUCAACAUAUACCGUUGAACUGAGGAGAGAGAGGGACGGGAGUCAAUUUUAUGUGGUGUAUUGAUCAAAGAGAAGGCGGGUUGCUUCAAGUGGAGAAACUUUGGAAAACAUGGCGACAGGUCCUGGAGCAAGUGAAGGGAAAAAGGCUUUGUAUCACUGUAAUUAUUGCAAUAAGGAUAUAUCAGGGAAGAUUCGUAUCAAAUGCACAAAAUGCCCCGAUUUUGAUCUAUGUGUGGAGUGCUUUUCUGUAGGUGCUGAAGUUACUCCGCACAAAAGCAACCAUCCCUAUAGAGUUAUGGACAACUUGUCCUUCCCCCUCAUUUGUCCAGAUUGGAAUGCAGAUGAAGAAAUACUACUUUUAGAGGGAAUUGAAAUGUAUGGACUGGGGAACUGGGCGGAAGUUGCUGAGCAUGUUGGUACAAAGAGUAAGGCACAGUGUAUUGACCAUUAUACAACAGCAUACAUGAACUCGCCUUGCUAUCCACUUCCGGAUAUGUCUCGUGUUAAUGGUAAGAACAGAAAGGAACUUCUUGCUAUGGCUAAAAUGCAAGGCGAAGGCAAGAAAGGAGUUUCAGUGCUUGGGGAUGUUACACCAAAAGAAGAGUCUCCAUUCUCACCUUCAAGGGUCAAGAUUGAAGAUGUAAGUGGAGAAGCUGCAGCUGGCAGAUCACCAAGUUUAGCUUCUGGUGCAAGUAAGAAGGCUUCAAGCACGGGACAACUCAAGGAUGGCUCUGAUGGAACUAAACUGGAAGAUCCUCAUGUGGAUAGAAGUGUUGGUGUAAAAAAACCCAAAUACACAGGAGAUGAAGGGCCUUCUAUGACCGAGUUAAGUGGCUUUAAUCCCAAGAGGCAGGAAUUUGAUCCUGAGUACGACAAUGAUGCUGAGCAGGCUCUGGCUGAAAUGGAGUUCAAGGAAACUGACACCGAAACUGAUCGUGAACUGAAGCUGCGUGUAUUGCGUAUUUAUUUGUCAAGGCUUGAUGAGAGGAAAAGAAGAAAGGAUUUCAUAUUAGAGAGGAAUUUACUUUAUCCCAACCCAUUGGAGAAGGAACUCUCAAGUGAAGACAGAGAAAUAUAUAACCGUUACAAGGUUUUCAUGCGUUUUCUCUCUCCAGAAGAUCAUGAGGCCCUAGUUAAGAGUGUUAUUGAAGAGCGUAAAAUUCGAAGAAGAAUUCAAGAGCUUCAGGAAUGUCGUGCUGCUGGAUGUCGUAGUCUGGCAGAAGCAAAAGCAUACAUUGAACAGAAGCGGAAAAGGGAAUUAGAGGCAAGUGCUCAAAAAGCAAAGGAAUCUAAGGAAGGUAAUCAGGUUGUUGCAAGUAGUAAAGUAAUGCAAAAGGCAGCACGGCCUAUGAACAGAGAAAAAGGUGAAUCUGAUGGCAGCCCACGAAACACCAUUGACAACCACAAAAUAAAAGGAGGUGCAGGGUUAGAUUCUGGUAGUAAGGAUUCACCCUCUACAACUUUUGAUGAUUGGGAUAUUACAGGACUUCCUGGUGCAGAGUUACUGAGUGAACAUGAGCGACAACUUUGCUGUCAGAAUAGAUUGCUGCCUAGUCACUACCUUAAAAUGCAGCAGAAGCUGGUGGAGGAGAUAUUUAAGGGUACUGUUGUCAAAAAAUCUGAUGCCCAUGGGUUAUUCAAGGUCGACCCUGUCAAAGUGGACACAGUUUAUGAUAUCGUAAUAAAGAAGUUGGGGCAGCAUGAUGAGUCUGCAGCUGUUUAGUUUACUUUUAGUGCGCUUUAUUUUAAACUACACCUCUUCCCCUCUCUCACAUUUGUUUUAGUGUUUUGACUCUUUGAAUAAGUUGUUAUCAAAAUAUAAUGUUAUAAACAUUUAUAUCCAUUGUAACUUAACCUUCAUGUGCCUAUUUUUUAUUCUAAUUAUGAUAACUUUGCAUGGAUUAACAAAAAA
Molecule: messenger RNA, 3056 nt
Organism: Phoenix dactylifera (date palm)
Lineage: Eukaryota; Viridiplantae; Streptophyta; Magnoliopsida; Arecales; Arecaceae
Product: transcriptional adapter ADA2-like
Biological process (GO): chromatin remodeling; regulation of transcription by RNA polymerase II
Cellular component (GO): nucleus
Molecular function (GO): zinc ion binding; chromatin binding; transcription coactivator activity
Source: RefSeq, a predicted model, not a curated record